Balaenoptera acutorostrata (minke whale) is the source of this 1014-nucleotide messenger RNA. It is a transcript of the gene TREM2, whose product is annotated as triggering receptor expressed on myeloid cells 2. Gene Ontology annotation, molecular function: signaling receptor activity. The record is from RefSeq and is a predicted model, not a curated record. The transcript has 5 exons. NCBI's taxonomy places the organism in Eukaryota, Metazoa, Chordata, Mammalia, Artiodactyla, Balaenopteridae. Bases 92 to 784 code for a protein of 230 amino acids. Gene Ontology annotation, cellular component: cell surface.
CGAGCCUGACCCUCUCCUUUCUGCAGUUCAAGGGAAAGACGAGAUCUUGCACAAGGCACCCUGCGUCUGUCCUCCACAAGAGAAGGGUGACAUGGAGCCUCUUGGGCUGCUCAUCUUGCUCUUUGUCACAGAGCUGUCCCGAGCCCACAACACCACGGUGUUCCAGGGCACGGCAGGCCGGUCCCUGAGGGUCUCCUGCCCCUACAACUUCUUGAAGCACUGGGGGAGACGCAAAGCCUGGUGCCGCCAGCUGGGUGAAGAGGGCCUGUGCCAGCAGGUGGUCAGCACUCACCCCUCGUGGCUGCUGUCCUUCCUGAAGAGGCGCAAUGGGAGCACGGCCAUCAUGGACGAUGCCCUGGGUGGCACACUCACCAUUACGCUGCGGAAUCUUCAAGCCCACGACGCUGGCCUCUAUCAGUGCCAGAGUCUCCAUGGUAGUGAGGCCGACACCCUCAGGAAGGUCCUGGUGGAGGUGCUGGCUGACCCCCUUGAUUACCAGGACCCUGGAGAUCUCUGGAUCCCUGAGGAGUCCAAGAGCUUUGAGGAUGCCCACGUGGAGCACAGCAUCUCCAGGAAACUUUCUGAAGAGGAGAGCCCCUUCCCACCCAUUUCCAUCCUUUUCCUCCUGGCCUGCAUCUUUCUCAGCAAGCUUCUAGCAGCCAGCGCUCUCUGGGCUGCAGCCUGGCAUGGGCAGAAACGGAGGACACCCCAUGCCAGUGGGCUGGACUGUGGCCAUGACCCAGGUUAUCAGCUCCAAACCUUGACAGAGCUGAUAGACACGUGAGAGGAGGACCCACGGUGGAGGAGAGGCCCGGGAGAGGUCUGCACGGACCACCCCAGCCUGCUGCACACCUGCCCCUUGGCCACCAAGUCUCCUGGUUCUGCUUUCGCAAAAGGCCACUCUGCCUGUACCCUGCUUCUCCUGGCCCCUGGAAGCAGGGAUUUGUGCGUGUGCAUGUGUGUGUGUGUGCGUGUGCGUGUGUGCAUGGGAGGUGGGAAGGACGUCUACCAACU